ACUAUUUAUAGUAUAAUUAAACUGCAAAUAUUUUGGAAGUAACAUUAUGUAGUACAGCUUGUUACUUUCCUACUAAAAUAUACUACAAAUUGAAGAAAAACAAAACCUCUAAUUUAAUAAGCGCUGUAUUUGCAGAGAUACGACUUCACUGGUUUUUUUUCAGGUACGCACCUACAGAAAAAAUGGAAGAGUGUGAAGGAUUGUUACAACAGGGAGAGAAGGAGGUUGAGUGGUGGAAAGAGUGGUUCAGCUGCUAACAGAAAAACACCAUACAUAUACUACCACAUGUUGUCAUUCUUGAAUUCCAACAACCCACCAACCAAUACCCAUUCCAAUGUGUCACAUCCUCCAGAUGAAGAUGACAUCGAUCUUGAAAAUACCCAAUUGGACCAGGGACCAGAAUCUGAAACACCUACUGCAACUACAGCGACGGCAGAGCCGUAUGCAACACGGGUAACAGCCAAAAAAAGAAAACCAGAGGAUAAUGUUGGUCAACAAUUAGUAAAAAUAUUGAAAGAAUCAGCUGAUGAAAGGCGCAGACAUGAUACAGAAGUUGGAUGUGAUGAGGAUAGGUUAUUCCUCUUGUCUUUAGUGUCGAAUAUAAAAAAAGUUCCAGACCAUUUAAAAUUAUCAGUCCGACGCCAAAUUAUAAAUAUCAUUGAGCAGAAUACAGUUCCUACCCAGCACUACCCAACACCUAAUACUAAUUACUCUCAAGGAUACAGCACUAAUUACAGUAUUGAUAAUAACUUUCAUUUCAGCCAACAAACUUCACCUCCACAAUCAACAGGAAGAAAUGAAUACAACAGCAGUAAUAGCUCUCCAGUUUUUCAAUGUUUUGAACAAAGUGAAUAACGUCUUAUAAUAAGAGUAUUUUGUUUGAAGUUCGUUUUGUU
Messenger RNA from Homalodisca vitripennis (glassy-winged sharpshooter), 896 nucleotides. RefSeq lists its product as uncharacterized. Gene Ontology annotation, molecular function: DNA binding. The record is from RefSeq and is a predicted model, not a curated record. Lineage: Eukaryota; Metazoa; Arthropoda; Insecta; Hemiptera; Cicadellidae. The transcript has a single exon. The coding region runs from base 286 to 855 and encodes 189 amino acids.